Molecule: messenger RNA, 387 nt
Organism: Magnolia sinica
Lineage: Eukaryota; Viridiplantae; Streptophyta; Magnoliopsida; Magnoliales; Magnoliaceae
Exons: 1
Coding region: 1-387 (128 amino acids)
Source: RefSeq, a predicted model, not a curated record
AUGGCUCGCACCAAAAGGACUUUCCAUCUAAUAAAACCGCCUACUAGCCAGCCUUCCCGUGCUAGCCUUCCAUUCUCCCCAACCCCUUCUCAAAUUCCUGAAUCUUCUUCUCCUGUUCCUGCACCUUCUUCUUCAAUCUCUGAACCUACUUCUUUUGCUCCUGCACCUUCUUCAAUUCCUAAACCUACUUCUUCCCCCCUUACCCACGAAGAUCGGCCAAGGAAGAGAAUCAAAGUCACUAAAAAACAUCCUGCCUAUAUUAAAGAACCUAUUUUGCCCGUCCUCGAUUUUUCUAAUAGAAUUCAAGCAUUAUCUUGGCCGAUAUGCAAAGCCAUCAUUGUUGGAGAUCUAACAGGACCUCUAAAGCAAGGACGAGAGACUGACUAG